Molecule: messenger RNA, 1462 nt
Organism: Corticium candelabrum
Lineage: Eukaryota; Metazoa; Porifera; Homoscleromorpha; Homosclerophorida; Plakinidae
Product: transcriptional protein SWT1-like
Exons: 1
Coding region: 2-1309 (435 amino acids)
Cellular component (GO): nucleus
Source: RefSeq, a predicted model, not a curated record
AAUGGAGUCGAUGGACUUCGAAACGGUGGAGGAAGAUGUGUGCGUUCCUAUGGACGUCGAUGCCGUGCCAGAAUACGUCAUCCUAUCACAAAUUAAAUCCAUUCGAAAACUCCGCGCAGACCCACCACCAUCGAUGACGUCACAACCGCCAUUUUGUCCUCCUCUUUCAAACGUUUCAGUCGAAGCGAAACGCGAUCAUCUCUUUAUUGUAUUAGACACUAACGUCCUUCUGGGUCAUCUUAAUUUCAUAACGGAAGUCAGAGAUGGUAUGGUGUGUGACCUACGGCCGACCCUCUUGCUUCCUUGGAUCGUAAUUCAAGAGUUGGAUGGUCUGAAAGAGAACGAGAUGGUGGGAAGACAAGCCAAUAAGGCUGUCAAGUUUAUACACGCUUGUGUGUCUGAUCGUCACCCCCGGGUGAGAGUGCAGAGAUCGGAUGAGGAAACGAGCGAGAAACGUUUGAAAAUCGAAUGUAACGACGAUCGCAUUUUGGAGUGUUGCCUCUACUUCCGGUCUGGUGUGGACCACGGGGGCGUGGUUUUAUUCACAAACGAUGUCAAUUUGUGUGUAAAAUCGAUGGUGCACAACAUACCGGCAUUCUCACGUGAAACGAUAGUCAACGGGUUGAAACAAUGGAGACAUAAAGGCAAUGAGAUACAGAGGACAUCGAAGAUGACCCCACUGGCUACUGAUCCUGAUGUAUACGAGUCGGCUGCAAAGCGGCCAUGCCAGCAAGUUAGUAGGGAAACGCCUCCAAGUAGCAACAAAGCUCAUAACACACAACAUGGAACGUCACGUGAUCAUUACAGAUUUGGUGUGAAACGAAAACGGCCACAUGGUCUCUCUCAGGCCACACCAACCAAAGAGAAACCGAAUCAACAAAUAAAGGUUUCGAAUAAACGCGACAGUAGCAUUCCUACAACGUCGUCUGACGACUCUGUUUACUGCCAAGCUUCGUCUGUUCUUCGUGACUCGUUAGCUUAUUGUAUUGAAGAACACAUGGUGAAGAUCUAUGAGGAACUAUGGAUGACGAUCGUCGCUGUCAAGCCACCGUGGACUCUCCGUGAUUGUCUCUUCCUACUCAGUAAACACUGGGUUGCAGUGUUUGGCUUCGUUCUUCCACAAGACGCCAAGAAAUUUGUCGAAAUUCUUCAAGAUUUAGUGAAGAGAGCAGAGAGUAAGAUACUUAGUGAUGUGCAAGCUAAGUGCUUUGUUGAGACAUCACGUGAGGUUAUCAAGAUGUUUACAAACGAGGCGAGUCAUCCUGAGAAAAUACGAGACUUUGAUAAGAAACUCGGCCUCUUACUCUAAUGUCAAGUAGCAACUAAAUAGCACGUUGACAUGUUUGUCCUUUGUAAUAAUGGAUGGUACUAAUACUAAUGACUACAGUUUUAUUUAUCCAUUGGUGGAUUGUGUUUGUUUCAUACAAUAGAAACGAGUAUAAAUUUUGUGUCAAUUGUGUGG